CACAGAGGCAGAAGUGUUUCACAGCAUACAGCAGAAGUGAGAGAGAGGUCGGGUAAACUGCUAAACCGGAGGCACUGCCAUCCUGAGAAAAAGAAGGGGGGGACGAGGAGGAGGACAGAAGGACUUGAUGAAACCACCGUUGUGGUUUCAGAUGACCGCACCGUGCUGUGAACUAAACUGAGAGACGGAACUGGGAAUAGUUGCUUUUUUGUGACCAAUGGGACAAGGUGUGAUGUUUCUAUUUGUGUCCAGGAGUUGAACCACAAGCCAGGCUGCAACCGGAGAGCGACCGGAGUUGAACAGAAAGAAAAGAUAGAGUUUAUAACUGCACUGCUGUCCGUUUUACACAGUCCACGUCGACGGUAUUUAACAGAGGUGGCCUUGUGUGCAGCUAAAGAUUUGUUCACGCCCAAGACAGUGUCGAGAACAACAAGUAUGUACUUGUUGUGAACUGUAUUCAGGAGAUGGCACGCAGGUUGGUGCCAGGGCCAUGCUGAGACCAUAACAAGUAAGACUAAUAAGCAGGAAUUGCAGGAAUAUUGAUAAUAAUUGAUAAUUUAAAGGAUGGUGUAGACCUGCUAUAUAUGAAAAGUGUUCUGAGAUAUCUAUGAUUUGGUGCUACACAAAUGAAAUACAAAUAGAAAAACUGAAAUUGAUAGAUCCUGUAUUGUCGGUCGGAAUGUAGCUUUCUUAUUCUUUUCGGUAAGAAUGUUGCAUUAGCACAAAUAACUAAGUAACCGAACUUAUCAGAAAAUGUUUUAAUGUAAAAUUAAUGAGUUUCUAUUCAAUAGGCUUUGCCAUUACUGUGUGAAUGUUUGUCUGCUAUUUUUAGGAUUUCUUUAGGGCUUCUUUUUUUUGACAAAUUCAGUGUUCUCUCCAUGAUAAUUGGCCAUUGUUCUAAUGCAGGAUGAGGCUGUUUAGCAGGGAGUAAUAACUCUGUGGAUAUAGCUUGUGUUCAGGUCUUGUUAUUUUUAAAGUUUAAAUUAUUAUUCAAGAUAGAAACUUCAGUCUUAAAUAACAAUUAGAACUUUGAAAAUAACAUUUUCAUUUAGUUUUCUUCACAUAAAUGAACGAAAUAGGCUAACUGUCUAUAUAUUUAAAAACUUCUUAUACCCCUUAAACUCAAGAAGGCCCUGUGGGGAACCACUGAUCUACACACUUUAUGGCUAACUACCUCCCUAUACUCUGACUCACUUACACACUUGCAAAGAUCAGUAGGGAGGAGAAAAUGAAAACAUUCCAGGGUUGUGAAAUCCUCUCAUUUUAAACAGCUACAGUCUUUUUACACCUAUUCAAACUGGACUUUCUGGUUCAUAUGCCAUCAGCAGCAAGACACCAUGCACCCCCUUUGUGUACUGUGCCAUAUGGAUACUGUGGAGGAGAGGGGAAAGAGGAGGAGGCUUGUCUGGAGCAGCUGGUUCUGCGCUCCUUAACAAAGGAACUAGUUAACCGAUUACAGGCUUUACUUCUAAAUUUAGAACCAGAGCUGCACACUAACUCUGCAUCAGUACUGAUCAGGUUUAUGUGUCUUAAAGGUCCAGUGUGUAACAUUUAGGAGGAUAUAUUGGCAGUAAUGGAAUGUCAUAUUUAUAUAUUAUUACUGGAAGAUCACUCUUUUUGUUAGUCUGGUCACUUCAUUCAGAUCAGCCCUAAAGACUUAAACAAACUAAAUAUGUUUGCAUGAAUGCAAAUAACAAUCCACAUAUUACACAAUGCAAAGCAUGACUGAUUACAGCAUGUUCCUAAAUCACUGUGGAGGAAAACACUCAUAUCCUGAAGGAUUAUGACAGGUAGAAUUGAAAUGAAAUACAAUCACAAAUCACAGCAUCAUAAUGUUGUUGGCUUGUAUAUCAGUGAUUCCAAACGUGGGGGUUGGGUCCCCCAUUAGGGUGUACUUAUCAAGAUUCAAGAUUCAAUACUUUAUUGCCAUACAACUCGGUGCAAGUUGCUAGGGAUUUGCUUCAGUGUGCUCAAGACAUCAACAAAGACACAAAAGACACAGAACAUAUAGUAUUAGUAUAUUAUUAGAACAGUAGUUGAGAAGAAAACACUGAAUUUGUCAAAAAAAGAAGUUUAUUAAGUAUGUAUGGGAAAAAAAACAUAAUACAGAGGAUUAUGUAAAGAAAUCAUAAAAAAAAUAAUACUCUCAAAAAUGCGCUCCUUAUGGCAUUUGCAAAACAAUCAAACAACAAUCAGAGCCAAGAAAGAUAUAAAGACACUUUGAGUUGGAGUCUUAAAUAUAGUUUAUUGGUGAGUCUCAUUUCAUUGUCUCAGCAUCUGUAUUUGACACCCUGGGAAUGAGGCUCAACAAUCAACUACUAGCUCUGAUUGGUUGUUUUCGUUGGUUAGUCUCACUCAAUCUUUCCAGUGAGAGAUUUCCAUCAGCAGGGUCUCUGAAGAGCUAAAACCCACACAGAUUAUUUUCAUGUCCCUUGAUGCCUUAUGGUGACUAAAACAAAUGUCAGCUUUAAAUGAAGCUGAAGCUUGACUGCUCAUCUUCCUCAUUGCUCUCAGGAUAUCUGAUCCUUCAAAUCCUGGAGGUGGAGUUAGUGGGUAAAUUAGUGUGAAGGUGAAGGAUAAAAACCUAUGCAGAAUAUCCAGACCUUUUCACUGUUCCACAUUUUUUUGUUCUAGAGACUUAAAAUAAUUUCUUUUUUAAAUGUUGUUUUAAUUAACAUUAAUCAUAACACUUAGAAAUGGCAAUUAAACUGGUUGGUACUGUUUAUAUGGAAUACAAGAUUGUGUGUGCCCACCAUUGUUUCUUGCUACGGAUGAGUCGAAACUGCGCAUAAUGUCAUGUAGUCAAAAACUGACUGUCAGAUCAAAUAAAUAAAAGUAAAAUUCAAUCAUUCAAGAAUAUGUAUGGUCAGUUUUCACGCUGAACUUAAGUAAUUACAAAUAAUAAGUACUAAUAAAUGACAGUUCUUUUCUCAUUUCAAAUUAAAUAAUGGCUGCAUUUUAAAAGGCUGUUAAAAUACCAAUUUAAUGGUAGGACUGCACAGGUAGUUCAAGAAACAGUGUUGGAAAGUUUCCUGUCCUUUCCAGAGUAUAUCUGGAAUAUUAUGAGGCAAAGUUAAUGAUGUAAUGAGAGUGAACUUGUAAAUUAGAUAAUAAUAAUAAUAUUUGGUAAUAAAGUCUUUAGAUUUUAGAACAAUAUAAGAAUAUAAUGAGAUUUUUUUGGUUUAUUUUAAAUAUUUUGGUAAAAAGAAAAAUACACUGUUCUAUGGACAUUCAUUGGUUGAUUAUAAUCUAGAAAUAAGUUAAGAGUAUACUUUAUUCAUCCCACAACAGGGAAUUUCACUUGUCACAGCAGCAAGUAAGUAACUGGAGUGAAAAAAAUAAAUACAGAUAAAAGACCGACAUAAAAGCUAUGGUGAGUAGUGGUGGUAAUUGGAAACAGAAACUACAACAUGAUCAGGUGGUGCAGGUGUUGUAGAGUCUGACAAUGGCAGCAAUGAAAGACCUGCGGAACCCCUCCUUCUUACACCGACGGUGUAACAGUCUGCUGCUGAAGGAUCUACUCAAGGACCCCACAGGUUAUUAAAUGAACCACAUUUGCAGGCAGAAUCAAGCACUGUGUAGAUAUAUAGUGUUAACAGGGCAGCAAUUACUUACUGUAUCCACAGAGCCUAAAUUUAAAGAAGAAUGCUGUUAUUAUUAGAUAUUUCUUAUUUUAGUCUGAAUUUGAAUUAAAGAACUGUAAUAAAAGUCACCAUCAGUAAUUAUUGCUGUUUUCAGUGAUAACUGUACAGUUUACCAAUGCUUUACACUGAUAAAAAAUAUUUAUCCAACAUUUCUGUUGUGGAAACUUCAAUACUUAUACAAGAUAUCUGACAAAAAGAAAAUAAUUUGACUGUGUGUACUGAGCCCAAAAGUCCCUAAAAGAGAAUAUUUUUUAUCUUGUGCGCACAAGUUACUUAUCUUGUGGGCACAAGAUCAUUUACUAUAAAUUCAUAUGCAUCUCUAACGGUUUCAGAUGCACACAGCUGUCAUAUAAUGGAGAGAAUUCAGCCUAUCAAGUUUUAUUUUCACCUCGUCACAAGAUAAAAAAUAUUUUCUUUUUAGUUAGUUAAGUUAAUUCUAAAUAAUUUUACAAAUAAAUAAACUGUAUUAAACCUCUAUAUAAUCCCCCUGUACAGAUGAAAGAAGUGGAAAUUCACUGUACAAAGGGUGGGAGCCAUCUGGUGUACAGGAAUUCAACAUAGAAGGCAAGGUGUUAAAGGAAUAGCUCUUGCAGACUCCUGGUCUAUGAGCAGUCAUGCUUUAGUGGAUAACGCAGACAUGUUGUAACAGCUGCAGCAGUGGGAGAUUACUGAACAGCAGCAAGGUCCUGCAGAGUUGAUUAUUCAUUAUUCAGCUCUGCAAAAAACUCUCAAGAACCCAAAUCAGACAUGAACUUGUGUUAAAAAAUGUUUAUUACAGCUGAAGUCCUUUCAGCUUUAUGAACAUUCAACCCACAUGUGGCUGGCUUGCUGUGGCUCAGGAGGUAAAGUGGGUGUACCACUAAUCUAAAGGUUUGUAGUUCAAUCCCUGGCUCCUCCCACUGCAUGUCGAAGUAUCCUUGAGCAAGAUACUGAACUACACCUUUCAAUUCUGCUAGCUCCUUCCCACUCAACAAAUUAAAAAAAUGCAUCCAUGAGGACGGCCAAACUAAACUUAACUAGAAGUUAGCGGCACUCUCAGAGAGUCUGCUGGAAUUUUGACAGUCACUAGAAGAACAUUCACAGACCUUUGUAAAAGUUCUGUGUGUUACCUGUGUUGUAGCUGAGCCAGUAGCUGUGUUAUAGCUAAUAUAACGGCUCAGAGAGACAGUAAUUGCCCCCACACUGCCCUAGCAAGUUACAUUUUUGGACCUCUGUGUUUCUAAAACCCUGCGUACAGCACUGCUUGUGAGGUACUCCAAAUGCCAGUGUAACAGCACUGAGAAAAAAUCUUUUUCCACUGUGUAUAUUUACUUUAAAAAUGUAAUCCCAUACAAUAACUGAUUACCACUAAAAAAUGUAGUCAGUAACAUAAUCCAAGUAUCACAAUAUUAAAGUAACGUGACUUGAUUUCUUGAUUUGAUUUUUGUCACUUUUGGAUUACCUCAGUACAAAAUAUGCAAAUAAAGAGAUAAAAGACAUAUUAAUAAGACGUGUAUUCUUUAAUACAACAGAACAAUGUGACCUUAGAAUAUAAAAUAGAAACCAAGAUUUUUAGCAUGACAAAUGUGUUCUUUGUUCAGUGUAUUUUGAAAUAAAAACUCAUGUAGCAAAUUCAGGCAUUUUCACAGCUGGAAGGCAGAACUUCCACUGUACUGUGAUGUUGUUCCCUUUUCUGCUUAAGGGGCAAUGAUAAUGUAUGACAACUGUAAGAUUAGCCAUGGUUUCACCCUAAAAGUGUAGUAAUGUGUGAGCAUGGCAAGAGCUUACAGUUGCCUUUUUUUGUAUCCUUAUCCGUUACAUGUAAUCCGUUAUCCUCUCCACGCCUGUAUAUGUAUGUAUAUGGUGGAGUAAGGCUGCUUUCUCUGACCAUCACAGGGUGAGGUCAGAUUCAGCAAACCUACUUUUUCAAACCCACAGAAACACAUCUAACCUGCCUUCAAAAUAAAAACUUUGUCAUUUGAAAACUUUCAUGGAACUGCAAUGUCAUUUUUUCCUUACAUGACAUUGCAACACCAGCAGUGUUUGGCUAGUUAGUCAUUACUCUUUUCAAAAGUAAUAUUACUUUACUUAUGACUCCCUGUCAAAACUAUUUAGUGACACAGCUAUUUAUAUUACUUUUCUGCUACUCAACCAAAAAAAUGGUAAUUGUGGCUUUCUCCCCAAACUUCAGACUUACAACAAAUUAAAAUCCAGUUUUGUUUUUUAAAAUCAAUGGAAUGAUAUGGUCCAGCUGCUGAAUUUAAGCAUUUCCAUCUUCCAAACUAGUUUCCUCCAUGAUUACAAAAAUUAAUCCAAGGAUGUGAUUGGAUCGUUGGAUUUCAAAUCAGUAGGGGUGACAAAAAAAGUAAUAUUAUUACCGUAACAAUAUUAAGUUACUACUAAGUUAUUAUUAAGUUACUGCCCAACAAUGUCCACCAGUUACAUCCAUACAGGCUAUAGGCUACCCUAAGACCUACCUAGGAGAUCAAAUUUACUGAACAUACUCAAAAUUAGUUAAUAAAAAUGCAAUUUUGAGUUGUGUUUUUUGGUUAGUGGCUAGGUUAGUCACUUGGUAACUGAAAAAGAGACCUUUUAUUGACUUUUGUAAAAUCCUGGUUCCUGCCUCUGCUCCUGUCCGCAAAAACGCUUUUAUUUUGUAAGUGCCCGGAAGUUCUACUCUCUCUCUCGCUCUCUCUCUCUCUCUCUCUCUCUCUCUGUCUGUGUCCUGGCUGUCUGCACAACAAGCAUUAAAGCCGUCGGUGCACAGCGACAGACUCUCGUUACAGACUCGGUCCGGACCAAAGGAACUGUCAGAAUCCUGAAGACGGAUCCAGCAGGUCUGCGCCGGGUCCAUGGCCUGAUCUCUGCUGUGCGGCGGAUCAGCUGCAGCUGAAGCCUUCGAGAUGCUCCGAGCUCUCGGCAGCUGCACAAUAACACCGUCACCAAUACCGGCCCGGGGACACAGCUAUGCUUUUCAAACGGAGAGCCAGGAUGUUGCGAUGGCUGGUGUGUGGUCGGUUGGGUCCAGUUUGGAUGUGGAAAGCACUGCUGCUCUUUGUGGCCAUUGCAUUUGCUGGCCAGCUGCUGGGGGUCAUCUUCAACAAGAGCAGUGUCCAGCCAGCUGCUCGCUCCAUCUUCUCGUCCCCUGAUGCUCAGGGACCAUCUCUGGGCUCCUGUCAGCCUCAUACUCACAUCAUGUUCCUCAAGACCCACAAGACGGCUAGCAGCACCGUGCUCAAUAUGCUGUACCGCUUUGGAGAAGAGCGCAACCUCUGCUUCGCACUGCCACUGGGCUACCAGCUGGGCUACCCGCUGCCCUUCAAUGCUCACAGGGUCAAAGGUUACAGAGGUCCCAGGGCUGUGGAGUUCCACAUCAUGGGCAAUCACAUGAGAUUUAAUAAGCUGGAGGUGGAGAAGGUGAUGCCUGCCGACACAUUCUACUUCUCUAUCAUCAGGGAUCCGGUCGCUCUGGCUGAGUCCUCCUUUGCUUAUUACAAAGAGGUAGCACCUGCCUUUAGGAAAACCAAAGGCUUGGGUGACUUUGCUGAUGACCCUAAGAAAUACUACGACCCACGUCUCCGCAACAACCACUAUGCUCGCAAUCUGCUUUGGUUUGACUUUGGCAUGGACCACAAUGCUAAUUUCUCAGUGGCACUGGCCCAACAUGGCCAGGCCAUGAUCCGCCAGGCCUUCAAGCUGAUUUUAGUGUCUGAGUACUUUGACCAGUCUAUGAUCCUGCUGAGACACGCCCUCUGCUGGCCGCUGGAUGCUGUCGUCUCAUUCAGCCUCAACGCUCGGCAGCAGAAGCCCAGUGGCAUUGGUGGGAUAAGUGGUAGCUGGGUGGGCAAAGCUGCAGCAGCAGCAGGUGUUGGUGGUAGAGGGGGACGUUCUCAAGCAAAGACACUGCCCAAUCUAGCACUAACAGAGGAGCAGCGGGAGAAGCUGCGUCAGUGGAAUGCCUUAGACUGGUACUUAUACAAAGCCUUCAACCAGACCUUCUGGGAGGAAAUUGACAGGUUUGGUCAUGCCCAGAUGGAGCAGGAGGUAGCUCUUCUCAGGAUACGGCGGGAAGAUCUGGCCCGGGUUUGUCUUAGGGAUGGUGGGAAGCCUGUGGAGGCACACCGGAUCCGAGACAAAAACAUCCGCCCGUUCCAGAGUGGAUUAAUCAAGAUUCUUGGCUAUGAGCUCCAGCCAGGGUUGGACAAUGCCACCAGGACAGCCUGUCUGAGGAUGAUCAGGCCUGAGAUUCAGUACAAAGAUGUGCUGGAUGCUAAACAGUUCCCACGGGCUCCGGCCGUCCAAGCCCAGCCAGGGCAACAGAGCCAGGGCCUGAUGGUAGCAGCUGGUGGCUCUUUUUUAAGACAAGACUUGUCCAGGACAGGAGAUAGGCUGGUGGGGGGGGAGGCUGGGGGGAGGACAGUGGAGGAGGGGGAGAGAGACUGGGAUGGAAGCCGUUUAAUCAGGAGCAACCAGACUUUGAUGCGAGGGCAAGAAAAAGCAAGUUGAGAUAGUCUGCGGUAAGUGUCACUCCUAAAUACAGUACCUUUGGUCUUAGGGUCAGAUGGACUAAUGACACUCAAAACUGAGCCGACUGUGGUUUACACAUGAGAAAACAAAAGGUCCUCCUUUGCACUUCCACUUUUUGGUCAUUUGCUUGUUUUCUUAAAAGCUGUAAUUUGCUUUUAGUUAGUGUAACUCUUGUGGACUUUUAUGGCUACAGUAACAAGCUGAAGGAGAAUUGUAUGUUUUGUCUCAACGGAGAGUGAAAGGACCACUUUGUUUUUUAUAAGGAGAAGCACUCUUAAAGUAUUUGCAAGGCUUUCUGCUGCUGUUUAUCACAAAUGGGACAUGAUAUGUUAUAGCAGAGACGGGGAAGACUGUUUUAUUUCCUGUUCAUAUUAAUACUUUUAAGUGUUCCAAUUUUCCCCAUUGAUCUUGGUGCACAUGCUUGAAAGUUCUCAAUGUAAAGGUACAUACAGCCGCAGUUUUUCCCUCUCAUGUGUUACCAUUAGGGCUGUGUAUUGGCAAGAAUCUGGUAAGCAAGGCGUUAUUGAGAUCGGCAUUUGUAUUUAUCACAGUCCAUGUAACAUCCAAAAUCAAAGCCCUCAGUUUACAACACUGCUAUCUAGCGGUUGGAGGUUUAAAUAUAAAAACCAGUACAGUGUUUUUGUGAAUUGAUACAGUGACUGAGCUAUCUUUUUUUUCAAAAAGAUAAAGGCCUUGUGAUCUUUGACAAAUACAUUUACAAUAUUGUACAAUAUUUUAACUCUAUUUUUCCAUCAAAACAAAGAUGGUAGCUGGAAAUGUUGUAUAUACAAAAAAACAUUUAUUUUCAGUCAUACUCUGCUGUUCCUUUCAAUUAGUGUUUUCUGUUUUAGUACAACAUACAGUAAAUGUACAGUAAUGUACAAAAUGAAAUAGGAGAUAUGUCAUUUCUUUCCACUGGGAUCCACUUGAAAAAUGGGUUUAAAAAUUAUUCUUAUUGUUCAGUGAAUGGAUUUUUUUUCAUUCAUGGCUAGAAGAGACUUUAUGAUGAUUCUAAAUGCUGUUAAACCACCUUCUGUGUUUUUCAAUGAUUGUUAAAUAUUUUUCAUGAAAACACAUGCUUAGAUCUGUGACUUUGAAGCAAUGGUAAUACAUGAGAGACAAAAACUGGUGUUAGAGUAUGUAUACAGCACUAAUGUUCCUUUACUGAUAUCGUCUGUAUAUCAGUAAAAAACAGUAAAAUAAUUAGGAUAAACCUUCUAUUUCGCUCUUGGAUACAGAAUCAGUAUUGAGCCUCGCCUCGAACCACUAACCUGAACAGCUUCCUAAAUAUCUCUUGAUAAUACAAGGGAAAAUUAUCUGAUUGCUGUGCUCCUGUCUUGAGCUGCUUGAUACUCACCAGCCCACAGGAGCCUGGUUAAUGUCAGCAUUUGGGCACAUUCCUUCCUUCCACUAUCUUCUAUAGUAGAUGGAAUGUAUCCAUCUGUCUGACAUAUGCAGAGAUACAUUUCUUUGUCUUGAUGUCAGGGGUUAAAAGUGAAAAUCAUAUCAGUGUGGGGGCCAAAAUAUAUUUCAAAGCAGCUGCAUCUUAAAAAUGCACUCCCUGAUUUUUUAUAAUGUGCAAUAAUGUUCUCAACUCAACAGUUCCUCCUGAACAAUGGGUCAGCAGGUAUUUGGGGAAUUUUAGGAUCCUCUGUGAGACAGGGUCUUUAAACUCUUCCUGUUUCAGAUUAAAGGACCAGUGUGUAGGAUUUAGCGGCAUCUCAGGGUUUAAUAAUAACCAUGCCCAAUGGACCGUGGCCACAAAGAGUUGCUCUGUUGCCACCAAAUAUUACAUGUAGGUAGCCACCGACUUUUAUCCAUACUGCAAACUUUCACCAGUGCAACGUUUCAGUUCCUCAAAUUCCUUUGCAAUCUCAUUGCCAAUAUGUUGGGGGCUACUGAAGUAUGGGUUUACUAAGCCUAAAAUCAACACUUAAAUGUAGGGGUGAAUUGAGGCAGGAGUGUAAGUGACCAGAAUAUGUUGACAUAAUGUACUGUGGUGUGUGCCACCAGUUUCCUCAACUGGCCUCAACUUGUUUUCAGAUAAGUUUACAUCUGGGCCACCAAAAAUGUACUCUGGCCACUAAAUGUAGGGUUUUGGUGACCCAUGGGGCCAGAUCUUGAAGUCUCAGAUGGCAACCAACUCACCUCACCCUCCCCUUUCAAGCAUGUAGCGUGGUGGCUGCAAAAGGCUCUAUCUUAAGCCAGUGUUUGGGUUGUCUGUUCUGGGCUACUGUAGAAACAUGGCGGUUCAACAUGGCGGACUCAGAGAUAAAAACGGCUCAUUCUAAGGUAACGAAAAAACUAUUGUUAUUUUUAGGUGAUUAUACAUUUCUGCCAAUAGACCCUUCUAAAUGUUACACACUGGACCUUUAACUGAUAUUAUAUCAGAUUAGAUAACUUAAGUCACACCAAGACUGAAACCAGUUUCGAUAAUGCAUAGUGACAGGUCAGAAAGGUCAGACAACAUAAAGACACACUGUCACUACAUUUCUAACACUAAUAGUAGCACAUGCUCAGGACCCACUUAAAAUAAUAAAAAUAAAAUUGAUCAACUGAAAAUUAAAAUCCAAAUAGAAGUAAUGCAUCUAAAAACAACCAACAAAAUAGGUAAUACUUAUGGGCGCCCGGUUAGCUCAGUCGGUAGCACUGGCGACCCAUGUACAGAGUUGCUGCAGCGGCCCGAGCCCGAAUUUGACCUGUGGCCCUUUGCUGCGUGUCAUCCCCUCUCUCUCUGCCCACAUCUCCUGUCUAUCAUUGGCUGUCACUAUCCAAUAAAGGCAAUAAAAGGCCCCAAAAAAAAUCUGAUCAUAUCACCUGUCACUUUUUGGUUGUACUGCUUUGUGCAGUUCAAAACAUCUGGGCACCUGUCCCUGGUCACUCAACACACCUUUUGGCAUGUUCACAUGAAUGAGUUGGGACUCCGGUAAAAUCUGACUUUGCUUUUGUGGAGGGCAGAAUUUCUGUGUGUCUUACUGACAUUGUCUGACUGGUUUUUCUCGACAGCAUUUGCGGUUGUCCAAAAACACAUUAGUGAGCCUCAAAAUUGUACUGGAUGCAACUGCAUUUUAGAUCUGUGAGCACACAACAAUGCUAGGAGUGGGUGGAGUUCCAUGUUUACACAGCUGUGAGGAAUAAACUGAUUUUAUGCAGAUAACAUUUUGACACUGGCAGACAGCAGUGUCACUAAUUAUGUGCUCAAACUGGGGACACAGUGGUUGCAUUGUAUGAGUCUUAGAACACAAUAGCGAUUAACAAUCCACUUUCAUUCUGUUACCUAUGCUAGAUCAUAUUCCCAACUCUAGAACAGAAUAGUACAUCUGAGGGGUAUAGGGAGGCUCUGAAGAGAGUCUAUGGUUCCCAAAGCAAAGUGAAUAAUACUUCAGGCUUACAGCAUUUACUUACAAUCAAGUAAAACCUCUUCAUGUUUUGUGGUGACUGACUUUGAUCAUAUAAGCCUGGCUGUCAUGUGGUACAGAGCAUACGUGCAAAACCAAUGCGAGCAUCUGGCUAGCUGCUGUGAGACUGGGGACUGGGUAGAACAGUCAGUGCACGUCAGAGUGAGACAUCAGUCUGCUGCUGCUACCACCAUACCAUCACCACAGUCUUUCCUAUGACAAUGAAGAACUGCAACCUGUAGUGCAAUGGACUAAUUUUUUUCACAGCCAUGCAAUCGAGUCAUUUGAGAAUGAUAUUUAGAGUUAAAUAUUUUACAUGAAGGGAGCCUGGUAGGUGGACUGAAUUAUAUUAGAAUGAAUUGUCCUGUUUUGGAGGAGCUUGGUCAGCUGGUAUACUGCCAAGGGAGUAUACUGUAUGCACAGGGUGAUCAACGUGGAUUUAUGGAAGGGAGGUCUGGAAACAAAGUGUGUUGGAGCUCUGAUUGUGUCUCUAUAAAAGAUCCAGCACUGAACAUUUGACUGAUUGAGACUCAUAGUCCCAAGCAAAGAGUUCUUUCAGAGAACAGCAGAGUGCAUUCUCCAUUCUGUGCAAAGAUUGGUGUCACCUUACAGCAGUCAGCCUCCUGGGGGUGUUGGGUGUACUGUGUUGUGUCUGAAUGGCUACCUCCUUUGUUUCCUCUGGUGAAAAGGAUAUUUCCAAUCAGCUUUUACAGUCAAAUGGAUGAUAAAGAAACCCUAAGGUUUAAAAAGAAAGGGCCAAUUUCCCCCCCUUCCAGGCAAACAUUGGCUAAUAUUUACUUGACUUUAAUCUGAAACUAGCACUAGACAUUUUAAGUUUGCGUCAGUUACAUAAUCCUUAUUUACAGUGAUCUUUGUAUGCAAAAGUGUGCCAGACCAAUACUUAGCCCUGAUCCAAGAUGUCACACUGUGUAUCACAGUCCUGCAUGGCUAUCUCCUACAACACCAUUUUAGUCACUCAAUAAAAUGUGACAGGGGAUGUAUGACUCUGAGCCAAUAGAGACAGUAGAAGUCUCUUCUGUUAAAGUACAAACCAUGUCCAAUCAUAAAUGCAGCAGCAGGAUUUCUUCCUUUCUCUCAGGGAGUGCUAGCAGCAGUGUGCUUAGUGCUGCCAUUAGUGGCAGGAAAGUGUAUUACAGCAAUAGUAUUGAACGCAAUGGUCCCCUUUAUAUAUAGUAUAGAUGUAUGUAUUGACCUCAAUGGAAGGGACCAUUCUUGGCCAGAGUAUUUGUAUUUCUUUGCAUCUUUUGGUUAUGUAAUUAUUUGAUUUUCAUGUUAAAAUACAAAAAUUUUAAUUGAAAUACAAGGCUGUUUCUUUUUCAUGGUCAAGAAGGGAUGAGCAAAAUUUUUAAAAUUUUAAUUUAGAUUUUCUAUAUCGUAAAACAAAACAAAAAAUGUGUCUCUUGUGGUCAUCUACAAAACAAAAGCGUAAAUGUAGGAUUGCUAGUGUUGCUUUAGCCCAAGAUAAAAAAAUUUGGAGCCACCCGAUAUGAUUUUAGACAAAUCAAGACCUGUCUUCUGCAGAAAUCUCAGUGCAGACAUUUAAAAGUCUUAUUGAACGUAUUGUAGUACAAUUACUUAAGGAAUUAUGCAUGGCUCAUAUUUUUCGAUUAGCAUUUAAAAAACUCCCUCUCACAUAAGCCCUGCAGUACUCCAAAGUACCCCUAGGGGUACCCCCAUUUAAGAAAGACUGAUUUAAAUGACCACACCUCUAGUGCCACCAUCAGGACAAAUUUGGCUCCAGGAACUGCUAAGUUAUCAGUAUGUUUAUCUGAAGGAAGGGAUUUGAUUUGCUUCAAUGCCAUCAUUUUGUUGUGAUGAUAUAAACUCCAUAUGCUGGUAUUAAAGUGAAGAACUGGACUAAAUCUAAUAGAUGUUUGCCGUUCUGGUCCACCAUUGUUAAAUGAACUAUAGGAGAAACACUAAGGCACAAAACAGUUGCAGUAAUAGAAACACAACAGGAUUUGUUUGAUGCUGUCAUGAGAUGUUAUAUUACAUGCCAGGGUUUAAAACAAUGUCUUUCUGUAUAUAUUAUUCUAAUUGCCAUUUGUACAUACUGUAUUUAUCAGGGUUUGUUGUGGAGGUUAGUGGUGCUGCAGGGAGGAAUGUCUGUCACUGAAUGAUGGAAUUCACUAUUUAUGUUGAUGAGAAAACCUCAGAUCUGCACACACUCCAUAUGUUCAGUUAGUGUUGAAACACUGAUGACAAAUUCCACACUUAUGGCUGGACCAUAUUUCAGCAUUAUCGUGUAUUGAUUUCACUGGGAUCAUAGCAUGAUUAUAUGGCCAUGUUUAACAGAAUUUAAAAAUUCAGCAGAUUGUAAUUAAAAAACAGCCUCCUGUAAUGUAGUGAAACAAUUCAUCACAUUGAACAUUCAUUUGACCAUUUCAUGUGAUUUUGGCCACGUUCAGUCUGUACUUUGUGACUCAGAUCAUCACUCUAGACUGACUAUGACCUGUUCACACUGGAAUCUGAUAUGGGAAAGAUUUAAAAAAAAAUAGUGAAUUGCCAAACAAACAAACAUUGAGUGCUAAGGCUUGCAGUGUGAACGUAGCCAAAUAUAUUGAUUAAACCAUGUUCCUGAGGCCUCUCUCUUGCAGCAUAGGUAUCAGCAUUCAUGACUGAAGAGAUAAAGAGUAGGUCUACACAUAGCAACAUAGCAGAAAUAUUAAUAUGACCAUAAUGAUUAACUUAUUUCAAGAUAUAAUGAUAUAAUUAUGUUAUGAUCAAGGGAAAAUAGUUUGAUUUCUCAAAAUAAUGACAAGCAUUAAAUCACAAUAUCGGAUGGACAUAUGGAAAAUAUUAGCACAAAAAAACAUUUGAUUUUAUUAACUUAAGAAUAAAGGUUUCAUUAAUCAUGAAAAAAAAACAUGUUGACAAAAUAAUUACACGUUGAUCUCCAGAUAAGAUAAAAAUGAUCAGGAGUCACAUAAUUAUCUAAUUUUCUCUUGUAAUUGAGGUUUCAAUUAACUCAUAAAUAUAAAAUCUUUUACUUGUAAUUGAGAGAUACUGAUCUUACAAUUAUGAUAAAUUUUCUCUUAAUUAUUAAAUAUUCUCUUGUAAUUAUGAGAUGCUAUGUUCCAGUUAAAGACACAAAGGUCAUUACUACGAGAAAGGGUCUCUAAUGAUGUUUUUCAUUGGUGAGUACAAUAUGGUUCCGUAACACUGUGUACACACGUGUGGUUAAUAUCUAUGUGCACUCCCAGUUACACAGUCACACUCUCUGCUGAUAGGUGUAUAAAGUAAAAAGGAAAACUGUGCUUUAUUUUCAUGCCUGUCUUCCCACAUAUUGUCAAAGUUUUGUUGUUAUUCUUCCAGGAGAAAUCUGCUUAAAAUGUUUUACUGAUAUGGUACUGUGACUUUUUUAGCUUGUUACUAGUAUUAAGGUUUUCAUACGUGAACAUGUUGUAUGUUACAUAGUGUGUUAUAUGUAAGAAUAAAAGCUGUGUCAAACCUCAAUGAGCAGAAGCUCUGGUACACAGUGUGACUCAUCUUUUAUCACACACACACUUCAUUUGAACAGCUUCCAUCUCUGUCCGGGUUAUUACUGACAGGAAGUACUUUAUUGAUCUGAUAUUCCUUCAAGCUGUUGCAGAUUUGACUGAACUAGAAAGGCAGGAGACCAUUCAGAAAAGAGCAGUGUACUCUGGCUUGGAUCUUAGAUGAAACAGCAUAUUUUUGUUGGUAUGUGUAGUAGAUCUGUGUGUGCAUCCAUUGAGUUGUUUUUUUCUUGUACUGAAUAAAAGCAACAGUUCUUUAUCUUCACUAA
Molecule: messenger RNA, 15335 nt
Organism: Dicentrarchus labrax (European seabass)
Lineage: Eukaryota; Metazoa; Chordata; Actinopteri; Moronidae
Gene: gal3st4
Product: galactose-3-O-sulfotransferase 4
Biological process (GO): glycolipid biosynthetic process
Cellular component (GO): membrane
Molecular function (GO): galactosylceramide sulfotransferase activity
Source: RefSeq, a predicted model, not a curated record